AUUGCAUCGUGAUCGUUUUCGUUUAUAUGUCUAAAGAUAAUGAAUUGGACGAAAACUCGCUCUGUUUUGAUCGAGUUACAAAACCUACUGACCUGUGGAAUAUGUAACGACUUCUUGAAAGACCCUUGCACCUUGAGAAAUUGUGAUCAUAAUUUCUGCAGAAAAUGUAUUGAAAAUUUCCACGAUGAAUCAAAAUGUCCUGAAUGUGGGUUAUUUUAUUGGGCUAAAGACUUAAAAUCAAAUAAUGCUUUGUCAACAACUGUCAGUAUGACAAUCAAAUUGCAAUCUGUUAUUGGUGAGAAGGCAAAAGACUAUGAAGAUAAGACACUGGAAGAUUCCAAAGCCUGUCAAAAAACUGAUGGACCUGUAAAUUUAGAUGUUCACUUUGAUCACAACAGUAAUAAUGACAUCUCAAGUAACAAACUGAGCAACUUUUGUGAACAAAAUUCUUCAUCAAAUGAUGAAGAAAUGCAAGAUUUAGGCAAUGAUACACAAUGUUUAGUUUUUCUACAAUCUCAGAAUGAACAGUGCAAUCUAAAGCGGAACCAUGAAGAAAGUUAUAAAAUUAAUGAAGCUUCAAAAGAAACAGAACAUUCAGAUGAUGAAAAAUAUGUGCACAUUGAAAACCUGGCUAGUUCAAGUUUGCAUAAAUCUAAACCAGGUGACAAAUGUAGCGAAAUGGAGUCAAAUACCGACAAGACCUACUUCAACAGAGCAAAAGAAAAUAAGUCAACUUUUGAGGGUGGAACUCGUUGUUCUAGCAAUAAGUCAACACAAAAUGCACAUACAAAACUGUCUGAAGAACCUAAAAACUUUGAACAUCCAUCCUCCCAACGCAGUUCCUCUGACUUUAAUCCAGAAAAUUCAAAGGGAAAAUCAUUAGAGGUAAACAGCUGUGUUGUUGAUACAAAAUAUUUGUAUCCUUGCAAUCAAGAUCUUCACACAUGUGAAGAAGAAGAUGAUGAAAUUAGGAAACUAAAACAAGACGAAGUCGAAAGAAAUGAAGAUCUUAACACAAGUGAAAAAGAAGAUGAUGAAAUUAGGAAACUAAAACGAAGUAAACUUAAAAGAAAUGAUGAUCCCAACACAACUGUAAAAGAAAAUGAUGAAAUUAGGAAAAUGAAACAAAAUAAACUCAAAAGAAGGAAAUACCAACGACGCAACGCUCCUUCCCUUUCAAACGCACAACGUAAACUUAAAAUUGAGAAUAGAUUAAUUCAAAAAUAUAGCGAGGAUAUGAAAAAUGAACCUGCAGAGAGACGUUGUAGACGUGAUAGGUCAACGAGGAAAAUAAAAACUCGAAAAGAACAACGCACGUUGAGUGAAAAUGAAGUAUUGACCUCAGAAUCUGACACAAAUGAAGAGAACUUAUUAAUUAAAAGACAUAAUUUUGGAAAUGAUAACCAAGACUUAACAAUAAUCAGUGAUUGUGAGCGAAUAACCGAACCACAUAACCGAAAAGACAGUUUUACUCGUAUAAAAAAAAUGAAAUGCGGAAAUGAAGAGGAAACACGAACUAACCAAAGUGGACAAUCUGAUGGCACAAUUGGAAGAAUUAAGAAGAAAAGAAAUUGCGAUCAUUUAAAUCUGAUCGCAUCAUUCCCAAAAUGUCUCAAAAUAAAACUCAAACAUCCUCGACAAGAAAAGUCAAAGGAGAAAUUGGAAAGCGAAGGCAUCAUCUCUUUCAGAAAAAUCACCCGUAAAAGAGGAAAUGAUUACUUGACCAAUGACGCACAAAGUAACAUUUUGUCUGAAAACUUACCUCGUAAAAAACAAGAUUCUCGUCCUACUGAAAGUAAACAUAUGCAUUCGAAGUACAGACGGUGUAUGAACACAAAGAAACAAGAAAAUGAUAGAAAAGAUGAUACAACGUCAAGUGGAUCGCUUGACGGUUCACCUUUUAACAAAAAAGAAAAUCAAUCCUCAAACACGGAGAUGACAAAUGUUCGACGAGAGAAAAAUGCUUUACAGAAACAUUGUACGGUUUAUGAAAACUAUAAUCUCCCUUAUGAUGUUGCAACCGUCACUUCUACCAGAAGGACAUCGCUUCGUGAUUGCUUAACAAAAUCAUCCUCACAAAGCAAAAGUGCAUCAUUUAACAAAGGGAGAAACAAGAAAGGAGAAACACCUUUGCAUCUAGCUGCAAUCAAGGGAGAUCUGUCCCUCGCUGGCACACUAAUUAAUGAAGGUGCUGAUCUCAAUGUCAAAGAUCAUGCUGGAUGGACACCAUUGCACGAAGCGUGCAACCAUGGACAUUUGGAAGUUGCCAAGUUGUUUUUGGACAAUGGCGCCAUGAUUAAUACUCCUGGUCAUGAUAACGUUACUCCACUUCACGAUGCUGUUGCUAAUGGUAGAUUGAAAGUCGUCAAACUUCUGGUAGAUAGAGGAGCUGUUCUCACGUUAAGAAAUAGACAGGGAUUAUUACCGAUUGACUAUGCAACGACCAAAGAAAUGAAAAGCGCCCUGACUUCAACAGCUCAUGUUCAUGAUGACGAUGAAGAAAGUUUAAGACUUGUGAAUAAUCUGCCAAGCUGCUCAAGAGACUCUAAAGUUAUUUUAGGUUCUGGGUUGAAAAGAGAACAACAGGCAAUGUUGAAGUACUGUGUCAAUCAGCUAGGAGGAAUUCUCGUUGAAAAUUUCGAUGAAUCAGUAACCCAUAUAGUCAUCUCAGCGGAUGAGAAUGGUUAUUGUCCGAGAACGAUGAAAUACAUGUAUGGAUUAUUAACUGGAAAAUGGAUUGUAAAUUUUGAGUGGGUAAUGCUGAGUCUUCCACAACAACAAUGGCUUGAUGAAACUGUAUACGAAGUCAAGGGCUCUUCAGCAUCAACAAUUGAUGCAGCAAAGAAAGCAAGAUUAAAUAUGUUGCAACAGAUGCCUCGUCUUUUGGACGGUUGUUCUUUUUACCUCCGAGGAACCUUCAAUCCUCCCACACUCAAAAAGAACGAUCUCAUUAAACUUAUUAACUUGGGCGGAGGAAAAGUGCUACACAGGGAACCCAAGAUCAAAGAUGAUGAUAUGGCAGGCUCACGCAAACCGGAAGUACCAUAUCAUGCUCAAAAAAAUUCGUCGUUGUCUUGUUGCACCGAGUUUAUUUUGUUUGAUUCAUUAUCAACUGAUUCUCCCAAAGUUGUUUACUCUCCAUUUAUAAAAACCGCUCCUGUCAAAUGGUUAAUGGACUGCAUAUCGUCUUUCAAGCUUUUGGAUAUCCCUAAUCGUCCAUAA
Xenia sp. Carnegie-2017 is the source of this 3222-nucleotide messenger RNA. Its product is annotated as ankyrin repeat domain-containing protein 31-like. Bases 40 to 3222 code for a protein of 1060 amino acids. The transcript has 14 exons. Gene Ontology annotation, molecular function: protein binding. Lineage: Eukaryota; Metazoa; Cnidaria; Anthozoa; Malacalcyonacea; Xeniidae. The record is from RefSeq and is a predicted model, not a curated record.